UCGGCGUAUUUAAGUCCCUGGCUUUGUGUAAAUCUUAUUCAGGUGAAAGUUUUUGUAGAGACGAUGAACAACUUUUGGAAAGCAACGACCUUCCUGGCGGCCAUUGUAGUGGCGGCACACUGCCUGGACUGCCGCUUCUGUCCUGUAGCUCUACUAGAUCUUUGUCUAUUUGGAAGCGAUGUCUCAUGUGAUAACGUAACCCAGCUUUGCUACCGAGGAAGUGCGGAGUUCCCCGGACCACUGCCGAUCAGAAUAUACACUCGCGGCUGCCUGGAUCGAAACUUGUGUGAGCUUACGAUGAACGGCACGGCCCUUGGAACUCCUUACACCGCCACUUUCGACUGUUGUGUCACCGACAUGUGCAACGGUGCCGCGCCCCUCCAGCUCUCCCUUACAAUGGCUGCCGGGGUGGCGCUUUUUUCGCUGUUGGCCAUAUAGGAGGUUGGACUGUCGCAUGAUCCAUUAUACAGGUUCUUGCACAUCACGCCGGAUAAAUCGUUUUUACCAUGAAUAUGAUGGAUAUCAGUAAAUACUUGCAUAUUCCUGUAUCUUAUUAUUAACUUAUACGCAAAUACUGCACAUCCAUGUCAGCCUCUUCAGCUAUGAAUAUUGAUUUUGAUAUUGAAACCAGAUAUUUAGAUAUCAUAGAUUAAAUAAACCAGUCUUCAGUUGAAAUGAACAAUAUCACAUGCAUAGCUUUUUAGACAAUAUGUGAGUAUCUUACAGUGUGUCCAGAAAAACAUGAUGUUGUAAUAUAAAUUAAUAUAUGAAUAAAUGGAGGUGGUUGUGGGACAAA
Messenger RNA from Nerophis lumbriciformis (worm pipefish), 796 nucleotides. It is a transcript of the gene lye, whose product is annotated as lymphocyte antigen-6, epidermis. Lineage: Eukaryota; Metazoa; Chordata; Actinopteri; Syngnathiformes; Syngnathidae. The record is from RefSeq and is a predicted model, not a curated record. Gene Ontology annotation, biological process: sperm-egg recognition. Gene Ontology annotation, cellular component: membrane.